CAGUCAAAACAUGCAACUUUUAGCUUGGAGGUAAAACAAAACGUGGGUAGUCCCUUCAUAUACUGCCUGUUUAAUUGUUUUGAGAAUAACGACAUUAUGACAGAAAAAUAUGCAAUGAUUACAGAAUUUUAGAUUGUCUAAAAAUGGAUUUAGGUCAUGUGAAUGUACGAGGACAGAAUGUUGAUCUUCUUCAUCAAGCAAUUCAUCCUGACCAUGGAGUUGUGUGGACUGAUGGUAAAACAAUCUACCUGGCCCCUGUCCAGCUGUCCCACGGUCAAGUAGUCAAUCAAAGGGCCGUAAAACUGGGCAAGUUUGAGCAGUCUGUGAAGAGUGUACACUGGAGCUGUAACAUAGGACCACAAUCCUGUUACAUGUGUGUAGUCCACGCUCAGCACUUAUCUCUCUGGAAGGUCGAUGGAACUGUCCCUAAACUCAGCUUCAAGCAAGUCCGAAAACUAAACGUCCAACCCAUCUCUAAAGGUUGCCUAUGGAAUCCCUGUAGGGACAUUUUGUGUAUCCUCAGUAAGCAGCAGUGUAGCUUUUUCUUCAGCCAUGCCAAGAACCGAGGGAGCUAUGCCUUCCCUGCACUGGAAAGUGGAAAAAUCAGUUGUGGAAGCUGGUCACAGGAUGGAACCAGGCUGAUUUUAUGUGUGGGAGCUGUUAUACUGGUAUACACUUGGGAUGAUAUAGACCUCUCCAUUAACAGUUUCACACCAGCAGCCUGGAAAAUCCCUGGGUUGGAGGGCAGCAUCAGAAGUGUGUGUCUGUUGUCUAAGUCCCUAUUAGUGUGUGCUACAGAACUUUUUAUUUGUUUACCUCUGGAAUCUCUCUGUAAAAACCAGGACAUGUUUGAGGCCCCCAUGGUGUUGAAUGGAGACAGUCUUCACCAGAGCAACGAUUCUGACAUCAUCGUACCAAGGAAACAGAACUCUUCUCAAUCACUGACAGGUGUGCUGCUAAACCUUCCCAAAAAUCCGCAGAGUGUUGUGCAGGAGACGGCUCAGCUAGUGACGGUCUAUUUACGGGAGAACAGGGACCCCCAGAGGAAGAGCUGUGUGGGGGUCAGGGGGCUCCUGUCUCCAGAGGUUCUGAUGUAUGAGCCCAGCCUGAGGUCUAUCGUUGUCGGCAGUAACACUCAGAAAGUAUUACAGGUGUUUACAUUCACCAAGGAGGGGCCAUCAGGGGAUCUGGUCAAGUCAGCAGAAAUUCAAAUGGACAAAUUGGAAAGACCUAAAGGAAUUGGUUUAAUUCCUAAAGACUCACCCAUGGGUUACAAAGGAAUACUUAUUGCAGCUGGAACUAAGAAAAACAGUGACUCAACCUUUCUACCAUCAACAUCAGGGUCCAACAUGGAUGUCAAACUAAAGUUCUUCUCCAUAGAUGUUGAUCCAUCCCGCUUCCCGUUGGACAAAUAUUUAAAUGAAUCUGCUGACUCAUCAGAAUCUGUGUGCAGUAGUCUCUCCUCCAUAGAAUCACCAAGGCAACAAAUCAAAGUCAACAUGGAGCUUGAACAAACAGAAUCUUUAAACAAUCAAAAUGAAAAUACUGUUCCUAGACUUGAUCCAGAGGAAAGCACAACAGGUGCAGAUUUGUACCUCCCCAAACAGAAAACUCGUACAGAACUGUGUGAUCCAUCGGAUACAGAUUCAGAAGCAUCACCAAGGGAAGUAACUCCAGGUUUAGUUCAAACUGACAAUUCAAACAAUGAUAUUCCAAAACAAAGUGACACAGACUCCAAACCAUCUUCAGACAGCCAAGAAACACGAAAGGAAUCAGUACCAAAGCUGGCUCUCACUGAUGUUAUCGUCGCAGAUACCGAUGUUCCUCCAAGGGAGAUAACCCUGCUCUCUGCACCAGACAACUCGGCUAGAUCUAAAAUUGUGGAACUGAAUCAAUCCAUCAGUGUUGAGAGUGAUCUUGAGACAGAAAAAGUAGAUUUUUCUGAGCAAGAAGCCAGAUUUUCCUCAGGUGUAAGUGUAGAGGACAUUGAGGAUGGAAUAGAUGAAGUCACAGAAAGCUUGAAUUCCAGACUGACUAAAGAAAGUGAGGAACAAGAAGGCAGUGGUAUUCCUGAUCCAGAUGUGAUGCGGGUAGAUUCCAUGGGUGACAGAGCUACACAGCAGCCAUUAGAGGGAGUGCCUGUCAGUAAUUCAGAUGAGGGACAGAUCUGUGUCCAGAAUAAAGAUAGAAUGGAUGUAGUCACAGAAACUGUUAAUUCUGGACAGACUAACAUAGAAAAUGGGGAUAAAGAGAGUAGUGUUAUUCCAGAUGUGAUGCGGGUAGAUUCUAUGGGAGACAAAGUAACACAGCAGCCAUUAGAGGGGGCACCUGUCAGUGAGUCUGAGGGGGGACAGGUCUACUUCCAUGAUGAUGACGAGAUUCUAAAAAUAGAACAGAUGGAGCAGGAACUUCUUGAACAGUGUAAGCAAAUUCAAGAGCUGAGUGAAAAAGUAGCCAAGAUUGCACAGAGAGUUGAAGAUUCCUCAUUAGUCUUCCCAACUAGGUAUCAAACUGUAGAAAAUCCAGAGACUGUGUUAAUAGUCUGUAGAUGUCCAAACAAGAAGACAGCCAGGAAGACAUUUUUACUGGACAAUGGGCGGCUAGCCCUGGACGCUGUUAAGACAAGCUUUAACCUGGACACAGUGGAGAUAUUUAUAGAUGGUGACCCCUGCACCGUGUCCAGUAACAUAGACGGCUACAUUCCCCUCAGGUUCCAGCCCUCCUCCACUCUUAUCAUCCAGGGAAAACCCUUGGGAAUCCCCCAUCACAUAGACACCGAGGAACAGAAUUAUCACAACACGGAGGCGACAAAUGGCACCGUGUGUUAGUCUAACUGGGCGAAGAAAUAUUGCAGUUAACAAUCAUAAAAAAAUUGACCAUUUUAACAUUUAUUUUAAAGUGCUGUUAAGAGUAAUACAAAUUGCUGAAUCUGCUUUGCUAGUCUAUGUCAUUUUAUCAAUAAAUAUUCUACAUUUCUAUUAAAUAGUUUAGUAUCGAAAUAUUUGGAAAGCUUGAAGAUAUGAAUAGAUAGCCAAGUAUUUUUUUUACAUCUGAACGACAAAUAGAGAAUAUGCAAUAUUAAUACUAGUAUUAAUUUUAUUUUGCUCAUUUUAGUCAGUUUGCAUUUUAUGACAAAUAUUGUUACAAGUAUCUAUUCGCUGAACUUUUUGAAAGAAUACCUUUAUUUAUACUCAUUAUUUUGUUGUAUCCAUUGUAGAUCUGAAUUGUUAAAAACCCCUCAUGUGUUCUUAUAUUUUUUAAAAAAUCCUUUUUUAAAGCAUUUUUAAAC
Molecule: messenger RNA, 3289 nt
Organism: Saccostrea cuccullata (small rock oyster)
Lineage: Eukaryota; Metazoa; Mollusca; Bivalvia; Ostreida; Ostreidae
Product: WD repeat and coiled-coil-containing protein-like
Molecular function (GO): kinase binding
Source: RefSeq, a predicted model, not a curated record